Messenger RNA from Corticium candelabrum, 886 nucleotides. RefSeq names its product DNA damage-binding protein 1-like. The transcript is spliced from 7 exons. Gene Ontology annotation, biological process: proteasome-mediated ubiquitin-dependent protein catabolic process; DNA repair. Gene Ontology annotation, molecular function: protein binding; nucleic acid binding. The coding region runs from base 174 to 788 and encodes 204 amino acids. The record is from RefSeq and is a predicted model, not a curated record. Lineage: Eukaryota; Metazoa; Porifera; Homoscleromorpha; Homosclerophorida; Plakinidae. Gene Ontology annotation, cellular component: site of double-strand break; nucleus.
GUACACUGAGUGGAAGAAAAAAGGUUGUUCUUGGCACGCAACCUACUGUUCUGAAGCCAUUCUAUUCCCGCGGUAAAUUCAACGUAUUCACAUGCUCGGAUCGUCCUGCAGUGAUAUACUCAAGUAGUGGGAAACUCGUGUUUUCAAAUGUGAAUCUUAAGGGAGUUUCACACAUGUGUCCUCUUAAUACAGAAGAAUACCCUGACAGUCUUGCUAUUGCUAAUAAUUCAACUCUUACAUUUGGGACUAUUGAUGAAAUUCAGAAGCUUCACAUUACAACUGUACCGCUUGGAGAGUCUCCCAAACGAAUAACGUUUCAAGAAUCGUCACAGACAUUUGGAGUUUGCACUAGUCGCUAUGAAUACAAGGGCAUUUCUGGAUCUGAUACAAGACAGCAGAAACCAUCUGCUAGCCUUAUUGCUCCUAGUAUCACUGUUUCAUUGGGCAGUGGUGGGGGCUCUGGUGUUGAUGCUGAUUCUUCAAGUGUAGCUAAAAAGGCAAAAGAUGGAUCCAGCAAAGUUGGAGCUGGUAGUGGGUUGUCCAAGAUUUCUCAUGGAGAGCUCAUAGAAGCAGAUUCCUUUCUUAUCGUUGAUCAGCAUACAUUUGAAGUAACACAUGCUCAUCAUUUACGAUCCAGUGAAUGGGCUAUGAGUCUCAUGUCUUGUCAUUUGUCCAAUGGAUGUUCAUACUAUUGUGUUGGAACAGCGUUUGUGUAUCCAGAGGAACCAGAACCAAAGACAGGCAGAAUUCUUCUACUUGAAGUCAAUGAAGGUGAAAGCAGCCAGUGAGUAUGACUGUGCUGCAGCGUGAGCUUUCUUGUUAGAUCAUGAAACAAGGAUUGGUCAGGCAUACUGUUGUACAUUGCAAAGUACAAAGAUGAUCGAGG